AUGCCCAAUCUCUCGAUCUUGCUCACAUUUGCUUGGUGGAUCACUUGCUGUAGUUCUAGUGAGCCGCGUCUUCGGCUGGCGGUCUAUGUGAACCCGAUCCUUCCUGGGUGGCAUUCAGAUCCCUCAUGCGUUCAUGUGAAAGAAAGUUUCUUUUGCGUAACGUCAACAUUCAUGACCUUUCCUGGUCUUCCAGUUUAUACCUCGCGGGAUUUGGUAACUUGGAACCUUGCCAGCCAUGUUUGGAAUCGCGAAUCUCAACUUCCUGGCCUCAGCUGGAGAACACCAGGCCAGACAAAUGGAAUGUAUGCCGCUACCAUCCGUCACCACGAGGGCGUCUACUAUGUGGUUUGCGCCUACCUUGGGUUGUCAGAUAAGCCCAUGGGUGUCCUUUUCAAUACUACCAACCCUCUCAGGAGCAGCCAGUGGAGCGAUCCGAUCAUCCUAGAUCUCAGCGAAAUUGACCCAGACCUCUUCUGGGAUGAUGAUGGCAAAACAUACCUUACUACUGCCGGUAUCACCCUUCAGGAAAUAAAUCUCGAAACUGGCCAACUUGGGGAAGCAUCCAAUAUUUGGAAUGGAACUUCUAACGAGUGGCCCGAGGGACCUCACAUCUACAAAAAGGAUGGAUGGUAUUAUCUCUUAAUUGCCGAAGGUGGAACAAGCCAGAAGCACGCCGUAUCCAUAAGUCGGUCCAAAGAAAUUAAAGGGCCCUAUACGGCAUACGAGCGCAAUCCCAUACUUACCAAUCGAGAUACGACCGAAUACUUUCAGAGUGUUGGCCACGCAGAUUUGUUCAAGGACUCAAAUGGAAAUUGGUGGGGGUUGUGCCUCGCAAUUCGAUCAGGGCCCUCUUAUGAGUACAUGCCAAUGGGUCGAGAGGCUGUUCUCUUCAACGUAACCUGGAAUACAGAAGAAUGGCCGAAACUGGAACCCAUUCGUGGCCGAAUGCCCCCAGCUCCAUUACCUAGAUUGGGCUCGCCAGCUUCGAAUAAAGGACCUAACGUUUCCGGGAAUGAUCGAUUUGACUUUACAAAAGUUACCAAAAUCCCAUCCAGCUUUGUUCACUAUCGUGUGCCACCGCAAAAUGCCUUUUUGUUGUCUAAUAGAGGCUUGAAAGUCCGCCCUAGUCGAGCCAAUCUCACAGGAGACUCCUUGUCAACUGAAGCAGAGCUCACUGGACAAAAUGGCCUCAGUCUCGUUGGCCGGAGACAGUCACAUACCCUGUUCAAUUUCUCGAUUGGCAUUGACUUCUGGCCGCGUUUGAUAGGGCAGGAAUCAGGUUUGACUGUGUUCAGAACACAACUGGAACAUAUAGACCUCAGCUUAGUACGCGUACCGACGACAAGGACCAUUAAUUCUUUCUCCAAUGUUGUUUUUCGACUCAGUGGAGUGAGUCCCAGCAGAAAUAUUACGACACACCUUACACCAGUACCGAAGGGCUGGGAGAAGACCACAAUCAGACUGGAAGUCUCAUCGCCCGAUGACUCCAAAUACGUCUUUACUGCUAGGUCAAUGGCAGCGCUUGGGCCGCGGGUGGUAAUCGGAACUGUUACCACAUCAGCUGUAAGUGGCCGUGGUGGUAGUGGGUUCUUUGUUGGAUCUAUCUUGGGUGCAUUUUCCAGUUGUAAUGGAGCAGGUUUCGGCAAAGAGUGCCCUCAGGGUGGAGACUUGCUGAUCAAGACAUGGGUUUACACUGGUGUUGGUCAGAAGAUCUCAUCCGUCGAAAUCAUUCCCAUGAGUGGCCCUACCUCCUACUAA
Fusarium oxysporum Fo47 is the source of this 1758-nucleotide messenger RNA. Its product is annotated as glycosyl hydrolase. Lineage: Eukaryota; Fungi; Ascomycota; Sordariomycetes; Hypocreales; Nectriaceae. Gene Ontology annotation, molecular function: hydrolase activity, hydrolyzing O-glycosyl compounds. Bases 1 to 1758 code for a protein of 585 amino acids. The record is from RefSeq and is a predicted model, not a curated record. Gene Ontology annotation, biological process: carbohydrate metabolic process. The transcript has a single exon.